Molecule: messenger RNA, 2418 nt
Organism: Rhodamnia argentea
Lineage: Eukaryota; Viridiplantae; Streptophyta; Magnoliopsida; Myrtales; Myrtaceae
Product: aluminum-activated malate transporter 4-like
Exons: 6
Coding region: 214-1926 (570 amino acids)
Biological process (GO): malate transport
Cellular component (GO): plant-type vacuole membrane
Source: RefSeq, a predicted model, not a curated record
CUUUGAACCUCCUCCUCGCUUCACUCCAAUCCCCUGUCCCUGUCUGUCCCUAUCCACUCCAUAAUUCUUCGACCCAUUUUGUAAUUCCGCAGGCCAUUCCGAGUGCAGAGUCACCACCAUCUUCUUAUUCUUCUGCGCACCCGCCUCUGCCGUUCUGGCGACUUGUCCCUCGGCUCUGGAAAUCCUUUCCUUGCUUGCCUUCUUUCAUGUGCAAUGGCCGCGAGGAUUGGGUCCUUCAGGCACAGCUUCUUGGACAAGAGCAAGGAGAGGCUCCUCUCCAGAAAAGGGUACUCUGACUUCGGCCUGAACAGCACGGAUGGGAGCGAUAAUGGCGCCAAAUGCAGGUGCUUUAGGUCGAUUUCGGAUGGGCCUGUGAAUUGCUGGAAUUGGUUGCAGGAUGUUGUGGUUAAGCUGUAUGAGAUGGGCCGUUCCGAUCCUCGGAAGGUCGUCUUCGCCGCGAAGAUGGGCUUGUCUUUGGCCCUUGUUUCGCUGGUGAUCUUCUUGAAAGAGCCUCUCCAGGAUGCUAGCCAGUACUCCAUCUGGGCGAUUCUUACCGUCGUUGUGGUUUUUGAGUUCAGCGUAGGUGCAACUCUGAACAAGGGAUUUAAUAGGGCCCUCGGGACAUUAUUAGCCGGAAGUAUUGCUCUUGGCAUUGCGGAGCUGUCUACCAUGACUGGUGAUUUGCAGGAGUUUAUCCUUGUAAUCAGCAUCUUUAUAGCAGGAUUUUGUGCCAGUUAUGCUAAGCUUUACCCGUCCAUGAAGUCAUACGAAUAUGGGUUUCGGGUAUUCUUGUUGACUUACUGCAUUGUGAUGGUAUCUGGGAGUUCUUCAACAUUUUUCGAAACAGCUUUUUACCGGCUAAUGCUCAUCGCUAUUGGAGCUGUCAUAUGUUUGGUUGUUAAUACCUGUCUAUACCCAAUCUGGGCUGGGGAGGACCUGCACAAAUUGGUUGUCAAGAAUUUCAAGGGUGUAGCUACUUCCUUGGAAGGGUGUGUUACUGGAUAUUUGGAAUGUGUGGAAUAUACUAGAGUUCCUUCGAAAAUACUGACGUACCAAGCUUCUGAUGACCCACUGUAUAAUGGUUACCGGACGGCUGUACAAUCUCUCAGUCAAGAGGAAUCACUGUUAGAUUUUGCGAGAUGGGAGCCACCUCAUGGCCCGUAUAGGUCAUUUAAAUAUCCUUGGAGAAACUACGUGGAAGUAAGUGGAGCUCUGAGGUAUUGCGCUUUCAUGGUGAUGGCGAUGCAUGGCUGCAUUCUAUCCGAGAUACAGGCACCAGCAGAAAAGAGAAAGGUUUUCAGUGAAGUGCUUCAAAGGGUUGGCACUGAAGGAGCUAAGGUAUUACGUGAGCUUGGAAGCAAGGUCGAACAGAUGGAGAAAUUAAGCCCUGGAGACAUACUCUUACCAGUGCAUAACGCAGCCGAAGAGCUGCAGAUGAAGAUAGAUGAGAAGUCGUACCUCCUGGUUAAUUCGGAGAGCUGGGAAUCCGCAGCGCAGCCCAAGGAACUCGAAGAUUUGGAGAACAUCCAAGAUUCUAAAGAUGCUGAAAAUAGACAGAGAGUGAUACAUUCGUUGAGUGAUAUUUGGGAACCACAGUUCUCGAAUGCAGCUGUCAAUUCAACGCUUCCUGAAUUUGUUUCCUCAGACAGUAUGAUUAAGAGGGCGUCGUGGCCACGUCUCUCGUUUAGUGCAAAUCCUUUGCCCAACGAACCGGAGUCGAAAGUAUAUGAGAGCGCUAGCUCCUUAUCUCUAGCAACAUUCACUUCACUUCUUAUUGAGUUCGUCGCGAGGCUUCAAAAUCUCGUGGAUGAAUUCGAAGAGCUUAGUGAGAAGGCAAAUUUCAGAGAUCCAGAGCCGCAACUGGUGCCCAAUGAAGACAUUGGCUUCUGGAGUAGGCUUCUGGGGCAUUUCAGGUCCAAAAACUGAGACAGGUCAAUCUUACUUCCUGGUGGUAUUUGAUAUAACGUUUGGAAUUUGUGUGUGUUGUGUUAAUACAUGGCUUCGCCUGUGUUUCCAUAAGAAUGGAAACUAAGGUUGCGCUAAGAGACCAUCGUGCGAGGGUCGCUUAGAUGGUAACAUAAGCUGGCUAUUAGUGGGAUUUUUUUGUCACUGCCCACGAUCAUAUCAUAGGUUUUGUCGAACUUAUGAGCAGAGCAUGUAUGUCGUGAUGUGAAUAUGGGUAAUUUGUUUGACUGGAUGAUCGAAUCGGCUUUGAUCGUCAUGUCAAGCUAUCAAGGUGAACAGAAAAUGGAGAAUCAAAGGAUGGUACGAAACACGAAAUUAUGUUCAGAGCGUGCUAAAGAAAAAAGGGAAAGAAGGGGAAAGCUUGUGUUUCCUUUCAGUGUCAUUAUUAGAAAGAUUUUGUUGAUGAGUUAUCCUUUUCUAUGGUUAUUUCUGCUCCUGUGCUCUGCGUAUUUC